This is a messenger RNA of Pocillopora damicornis (cauliflower coral), 1489 nucleotides long. Its product is annotated as F-box and leucine-rich repeat protein 13. NCBI's taxonomy places the organism in Eukaryota, Metazoa, Cnidaria, Anthozoa, Scleractinia, Pocilloporidae. The record is from RefSeq and is a predicted model, not a curated record. Gene Ontology annotation, molecular function: protein binding. Gene Ontology annotation, cellular component: SCF ubiquitin ligase complex. Gene Ontology annotation, biological process: SCF-dependent proteasomal ubiquitin-dependent protein catabolic process.
UAUAAACGGAGUCUAUGAACUAAAGCAAACGGAGUCGUUUAUUUCAAACACACCUUAGGUGCGUGAAUUAUGGCACCUUUCAUCAUUACAGUUUCCUGUACAGUCACUUUAAGGGAUGCCGUUGCCCUCCGCCUUUGCUUUUGGACUGCCCCAGAAUGACUGACCAGGCUCUUAAGGUCUUAGCUAUCUUCGAGCAUCUCCACGUGGUCAAUGUCGCAGUUUGCGUUCGGUAAGAAACUGCAACUGCAUGGAAUUUUCUGUAAGAAGGGACUUAUGGAAAGAUUAUUGAGGGUUUGGGCAGGGCCGAUACUUUUCCCGGGGGUUGAGUAACGCUAGCCGCCGCGGCGUGAUGUCCGGAAAGGGUCUAGUACUAAGUACCAGACCCCCGUCUCAAAUCUUUCGUCGAGCGGAGAAACGCGCGUCCUGUAGCGCUAAUGAUGAGGCCUUCUCGCAGGUGAUAAUGCCAGUUGAUGCAUAAAUUAGGUCUGAGGCGUUUCAUAUUUUCUCACUUGAAUCGCAGUUCAUUGACCAAGAACGGAAUCGAGUUGUCGUGGAUGCAUAUGCCGGCCUACUUUACCCAGUGGUCUUUUCGGUCUGCCUACUUGCCAUUUUUAGACUGGGCCGAGGAAUCUCGUUUCCAUGGUGCGUAAAUAGCAAAAUGGCGGCUUCCCUUCAAGUCACAAAGUCAGUUCACUUUUUAUUGCUUAAAUCAUGACUUCUCUCAAGAAUUGUGACCCGCAGUUAAGACGAUAUUUGCUUGUGCAUCGGCUUCCUGAUAUAUUUGAGGCUAUUGUCAGUGCUUUAGCUGUCAACUGCCCAAGGGAUCCACAGGCAUUUAUUCUUGAGAAAUUAAAACUCAUCAUAAAUUAUGAAGAGGUCCUGGAUGAUUUGCGAUGGGAUUCUUUUAUUGAUCAGAAAAAUCGUCCCAAGAAUAGAGUGGUGAAGGCUUCAGUUUUGGAUUUUCUGUGGUCAUAUGAAGAUGAAAAUUCACAGCCAACUCCUGAAAUGUACCAAAAAGCCUACAACUUGUACAAUGUUAAACUGAAGAAAUCAUGUUUCAGUGCCUGGAUGCGUUAUCACAAGUACAUGAGGAGAAAGAAAGCUUUAUUGGCCAAGAAACUAGAGAAUGCUCAGAUUUGGCAUCAGCGUAGAGUACAAAGAAUUCAUCUUGAAUAUUGGAUUGCAUGGGUUUCUGAGAGAAAGGAGAGGCAAAAUGUGAUCUCCACAAGGAUCCGCAGAGUCCUUGCAAUCUCAUUGUUGCGUGUGGUGUUUGAUGCAUGGCAUAGUGUUGCUGUGGACGCCAGGAAGACAAAGGAGUAUUUUGAGUGCAACAAAUAAAGUAGCAGCCAACGUUAUCCACAAGUGCCGUCCAUUUCUGGGGCAUUUGAAUCUUCGCGGAUGUUACAAUUUAUCGAGUGAAAGCAUCAAACUUACUGCUCAGUGCAGAAAUCUGCAAGAUCUUAACUUAUCAGAAUGCUCAGGGGUUACG